Messenger RNA from Drosophila kikkawai, 1193 nucleotides. Its product is annotated as trypsin-1. Gene Ontology annotation, biological process: proteolysis. Gene Ontology annotation, molecular function: serine-type endopeptidase activity. Lineage: Eukaryota; Metazoa; Arthropoda; Insecta; Diptera; Drosophilidae. The record is from RefSeq and is a predicted model, not a curated record.
CGUUCGGUCGGUCGGUCGUUUUCGCUGGAAAUAUGAAAUUCGAUCCGCCGUUUUUAGUUCUCCUAGCUCUCCUAGGGAGUUGCCAUCAGAGCUGGGCUGGCCGCCAAUAUAAUUACAAGCCGCCUGGUCGCGGUUACUUCUACCCAAAGCCAGCAGCACCACCAGCAAGAUUGCCACCUCUGCCAGUCAAUGGAUCUUUGGUUAUAACCUCACCAUUGCCAUCGCCACCGCCGGGCGUGCAAUCGGACUUCAUUGACGAUCUGAUCGAGGGCCAUAAGCAGCAAAUCUUAUCGAAUGUCCUGGGCGUGGCCAGUGAAACUCCCUCGGAUCCGGUCUCAUCUUCAACCGCCUCCCAAUCCCAGCAAUCCUCGCCAGCCGCCCCAUUUCCAUUUGCCCCCCUCGAGGGCGGUGGUGCCAAGGCGUUCCGCGUUAAUCGCUGUGCCAGCUGCACCUGCGGCGUGCCCAAUGUGAAUCGCAUCGUGGGCGGCUCUCAAGUGCGGACGAAUAAAUAUCCGUGGAUUGCUCAGAUCAUACGCGGUACCUUCCUGUUCUGCGGCGGAACCCUAAUCAACGAUCGCUAUGUCCUGACCGCCGCCCACUGUGUCCACGGCAUGGACAUGAGGGGCGUGUCCGUGCGCCUGCUGCAGCUGGACAGGAGCUCCACCCAUUUGGGUAUAACCCGAUCGGUGGCCUUCGCCCAUGCCCAUGUGGGCUAUGAUCCGGUGAGCCUGAUCCAUGAUAUCGCCCUGCUGCGACUCGAUCAGCCUAUACCCUUGGUGGAUCCAAUCCGUCCCGCCUGCCUGCCCACCAACUGGCUGCAGAACUUUGACUUCCAGAAGGCCAUUGUUGCUGGUUGGGGUUUGAGCCAGGAGGGCGGCUCCACUUCGAGUGUCCUGCAGGAGGUGGUGGUGCCCAUCAUCACGAAUGCCCAGUGUCGGGCCACGUCGUACAAGUCGAUGAUUGUGGACACUAUGAUGUGUGCUGGCUAUGUCCAGACGGGCGGCAAGGAUGCCUGUCAGGGUGACAGCGGUGGUCCUUUGAUAGUCAGGGAUCGAAUUUUCAGGCUGGCUGGUGUGGUGUCCUUUGGCUAUGGCUGUGCCAAGCCCGAUGCUCCUGGCGUCUAUACUCGCGUCUCUCGUUACUUGGAUUGGAUAGCAGUGAACACAAGGGAUUCCUGCUAUUGCAUUAAUUAA